Molecule: messenger RNA, 2058 nt
Organism: Saccostrea cuccullata (small rock oyster)
Lineage: Eukaryota; Metazoa; Mollusca; Bivalvia; Ostreida; Ostreidae
Exons: 1
Coding region: 1-2058 (685 amino acids)
Source: RefSeq, a predicted model, not a curated record
AUGUUAAUAUUUCCUUUUUUGUACAUUGUUAGUGAAUCAGCCAUACAACAUAUAUCAGAGUCAGUAUUUGUGGGACUGUGUCGUAAAUUGGGGACCUCUCAACAGGUGUCCAUGAGGAGAGAUACAUCGGACAUCACGGAGUUAUUGACAAAUAGAGUCACUAGUGACUUAAACUCUGUAAUGGUAAGUGGAAGCCACAGAGAAGGAUUCAGAAUGAAAGGAUCAGAUAUAGACACUAUGUACUGGCGAAAUUUUGAAAGAGUCAUCUGGAACUUAUCUCAGACUCAGUAUUACAGCAGGCACAGAUACACUUUAAUUCUCUGUGACUGUUCCGAUAGUCCUCCAGGAUUCUCUUUACUUCAGUUUUUGAUUCCAGCACGUACCAGAACUUCAUCAGUUAUUUUAGCGAGUAGGGAUAUAGUUUCAUCACUUGUCAAAAGGAAUGGAAACAUUUUUAUAUCUAGUUCUCUAUACAGAGAAACCAUGCUCCCAUCACUAACACCUGGCUUUACUCCACAUGGACCACGCGGCAGUGGAAUUUAUGCUGGAUUAGAAUAUGAUGAUGCCCACUGUUUUGCCUCCGACUUUUGGCCUCCACCUGCUGCCUCGUGGAUAGAGAGAUGUCAUUCAUGGCCCCAACCUCAUGUAAUGUGCGACAUAAUCAGAAGUGGAUGUCACUUUGUUGCAACUGGACACAAAAUGGGCAAUUAUCAAGACCAUGAAUGGAGAAUUUCUUUCUCACGAGCAGAACAAAUACUCGUGUACUCAAUGAACCACACUCAGUUCUUAACUUAUGGAUUGCUAAAAUUGAUUUUAAAGGAAGUCAUUAACAAUGGAGUAGGAAAAGAGGAUAAACUUUUAUGUUCCUACCACAUGAAGACAGCCGUUUUCUGGAUGAUUCAACGAAAUACUGUCCCGCAUUGGUGUCCACAAAAUCUUCUAUUGUGUUUUUGGGAGUGCUUCAAACUAAUCCUUAGUUGGGUCUAUGAAGGGGUCUGCCCUAACUUUUUCAUUCCAGAAAACAAUAUGUUUCUGAGUAGUAUCCAUGGUGAUAAGCAAAACCAAUUGUUCAUUAGGCUGCAUGCGUUGUAUGAGAAGGGACUGAUAUCACUGCUAAACAGUCCCUCCAUCUGGCCCUAUGUUUUAAAAGUCAUUUAUAACCCAGGACUCUUCAUUUGUACAGAUGAAGGCAACUUGUUGUCUGAGUUUGAAUUUGAUUUCACCCUAUUUAACUGUAUAAUUAACAGAAGUGUACAGGGCAUAACAAACCUGCAUCACUGUAUGAAAUGCCUACGAGGUGUAGAACAGUUGAUAAAUACGCCCUUGACGCCAUAUCAUGUUGUAUCCUUACAGGACAACACAGCCACCUGCCUCCAGGAAAUUGCCUUUAUAUUAAACAGCAUGUACAAAAACACAUGUCGAAACAAAAUUGUGUAUAUUGCUGACAGAAUGUCCCAUCGCCUGCUGAAAUUGUCAGCAAAAUUCGGUCUCAUGUCUAAUAUGGUGUUUAUGGCCAUGUAUUACUACAAGACAAUGAGAUUUGUGGAUGCAUUAUUUGUUAUAAAAACGACAAAAGUCCUAGAGUUAUAUAAAGCAAAUCUACACAUUACUACGGAUAUGUACACCGCAGCUUUUAGAGGGCGGUCGUUGACUUCAAAAAUGAGGUUCUUUAGAAGAAGGAGUAUCACUCUCAGCAAUAAUAUCUUUUACAUUGAUGAAUUAUUGCCUGAGCAACUGUCCAGUUUACAGGAGAGUCAGAUGUACUUGAUUAUCCCUCAACUGGUACUCUUGUAUAUGCUGGAGAUCUUGUGCUACCUUCAUGUUGAUACAUCAAAAGUACAAACAACUCUACGUUAUCUCCAGAAUCUAGUCCACCAUCCUCAGGAGGUGUACAUAAAGAAAGGUGUAGACAUAUCAUGGCAGAUCCUAGGGAUCUGUUACCAGGUCACAGGGAAUCCACAGGCGGCUCUUUACGCGUAUCAACAGUCACUAUCACAAGUACCAUUGAACAAAAUAAAAUAUGCUACACUAACGAGAAUACAAAAUAUCCUGAAGUGA